AGCAACAAUUUCUGAUCAAUGCUCUUCAAAUAUGUUUCUCUUUCAUUUCACUUUCAACAUGCAUUGCAUGCGUUACUUUGUCCUCAAACAUUCAUUUUAUUUUAGUACCAUAUCUAUGUACUAUGUUCAUCACUCUCUAACCAAUUUUUACACCUAUUCAAUAAUCACUCUCUAUUAUCCAAUGUAGUCGGAGAAAGCCCACACUCACACGGUUGUCAUGUUCAAAGUCGUCCGUUUUUUAUAUGUAUUUUUAAUUUUUUAUAGCUCUAUAGAUCAAUAUCAGAUGGUUCAGAACACGUUGACCGCGUGAAUGCGUCUUAUGUUUUUUUUUUUACAACAUUAGGCAUUCCAUGUAUUUGUUUUAUAGGUAAACAAGUUUCCAAUCCUAAACUUGAUUCUCAAACUCUUUAAACUAUGUUUGGAUGAGCAGUGACACUGUGAUUUUGUUAAAACAACGGCAUGUAGUUUCCAAAAAAAUUAAAUAAAGUCAAAUAUCAAAAUCAAAUCUUAUAAAAUUAACUUAUGCAUAAAUACUUGUAAUGAUAACAUGGCCUAGAAUAAAAGUUAAUAUCAAAAUCACACGGCAGGAUUUUUUAUUAGUUUCUUGAAUGAUCAAAUUGAAUUUCACCACCUACUCAGACUAGUCUACUCAUUUAUUUGCUUUUCAAGACUUUUAUGAACUAAAAAAAAUCAAAAUUUGUUUCAUUUCUUUAUUGUCUUGUUGAUGUUCCACUUUCCUCCUCUUUAAUAUAAAAAGAAGCACGUUCAUCUGUCAAACUUUUCCCAAAAAAAAUAUUGAUAGUGAUCAUGGAUGAUGAAGUGAUGAUUACUGAAAUCAGUGCUUCACCUCCUCAUGUUCUUCUCAUAUCUGCUGGUGCCAGCCACACUGUGGCACUUCUCACUGGAAAUGUUGUUUGCUCUUGGGGGAGAGGAGAAGAUGGUCAGUUAGGCCAUGGUGAUACUGAUGACCAACUCUUACCAACAAAACUGAGUGCGUUCGAUGGCCUAGACGUUGUAUCUGUUACUUGUGGAGCUGAUUUUACAGUGGCACGUUCUGCGUCCGGCAGAGAUGUAUAUAGUUGGGGAUGGGGUGAUUUUGGAAGAUUAGGUCAUGGUGAUCAUAGUGACUUGUUCAUUCCUCAUCCCAUCAGAGCAUUGCAGGGUUUAAAGAUAAAGCAAAUUGCUUGUGGGGACUGUCAUUGUUUGGCAGUUACUACGGAAAGCAAGGUGUUGAGUUGGGGGCGGAAUCAAAAUGGUGAACUUGGACUUGGUACCACAAAGGAUUCUCUUGUGCCACAAAAUGUUCUAGCAUUUGAGGGAAUACAUGUUAAAAUGGUUGCCGCUGGUGCUGAACAUAGUGUGGCAAUUACUGAAGAUGGGGAUUUGUAUGGAUGGGGUUGGGGACGAUAUGGAAACUUGGGGUUGGGAGACACAAAUGAUCGCUUGAUCCCUGAGAAAGUGAACGUUGAAGGUGACAAGAUAAUCAUGGUUUCUUGUGGCUGGAGGCAUACAAUAUCUGUUUCAUCUUCUGGUGGAUUAUACACACAUGGAUGGAGUAAAUACGGUCAGCUAGGUCAUGGAGAUUUUGAGGAUCGUCUUGUGCCUCGUAAGGUUGAAGCAUUGAGUGAUAAAUUCAUUUCUCAGGUAUCAGGUGGAUGGAGGCAUAGUAUGGCACUCACGUCUACUGGACAACUUUUCGGCUGGGGUUGGAAUAAGUUUGGACAGGUUGGAAUUGGUCACAAUUUCGAUUGCUCCUCUCCCAUGCUAGUGAACUUUCCUCGUGCUCAGAAAGUGGUUCAGAUCUCAUGUGGAUGGAGACACACGGUUGCUGUUACUGAUCGCGCAAAUGUAUAUUCUUGGGGAAGAGGUGCAAACGGACAACUUGGGCAUGGUGACACCUUAGACCGAAAUGUUCCAAAGAUUAUUGAUGCCUUCAGCGUUGAUGGAUGUAGUGAGCAGCACAUAGAAUCCUCAAAGUAUCCAUCAGCAGGGAAACCACUUGCCUCCUUUUCAGAGAGAUACGCAGUUGUUCCAAAUGAAACUGCCAUGGGAUCACAAGCCAGUACUUCAGAUAAGGGUGACAAGUUUGAUGCUAAUGUCCCUGAAAAUGAUGUCUCAUUUGAUGGUAUCCCAUUAAUUAAUCAGUUCUAGACAAUGAUGUAGGAGACUUACAAACACAAGGAGGAGCUGGUGAUAAGUGCUUUUUAGUGGUUGUGUGAAAAAUAUGGCUAUGGAGUAAUAUUUCCUAUAUAGUAGUAGUAGUUGUACAUAAUAAUUACUCCAUAAUUUAUUGCUUAAUAUGAGGGAGUAUUGUCCACUCUUUUGAAAACAUGAAUGAGAAUGGUUGGAACAAUUAUGUGUUUGUUUUGAUGGGCCUUGAUAAUCUGAGUUUGUGGCUUCUUUCAAUAGAAAAGUUUACCUCAUACCCCCCCUCA
Messenger RNA from Trifolium pratense (red clover), 2435 nucleotides. RefSeq names its product ultraviolet-B receptor UVR8-like. The record is from RefSeq and is a predicted model, not a curated record. Bases 808 to 2151 code for a protein of 447 amino acids. NCBI's taxonomy places the organism in Eukaryota, Viridiplantae, Streptophyta, Magnoliopsida, Fabales, Fabaceae. The transcript is spliced from 12 exons.